AUUUGGUCGGAAGUCCACAGAUGGAUUCGAUACCAAGGAAGCGACCCAAAUCGGAGACCAAAACCCCAAAACGGAACCCUAAAUCUUCACCUUCUCCGAUCAGAUCAUUACUCGAGCCAUCGGAAAGCUUCUUCCCUUCCAAGGAAGAGUUCGCGAGACUCCUGACGGUGUUGCUUGUCGCGUGUGUUGUGGCUUUUGGCUGCAGUUUCCUCGCCAAUUAUCUGGGCUCAGACACUAAAUCUUUCUGCGACAGUAACUUAGAUUCCAUCGAAUCGGAUUUAGAUUUAUGUGAACCAUGUCCAAUUAAUGGGGAAUGUUACCAAGGAGAGUUGAAAUGUAAUAAUGGAUACAGAAAGCAAGGGAAUUUAUGCAUAGAAGAUGGAGAGAUCAAUGAAUCAACAAAGAAAUUGGUUGGGCAUUUCGAGAGAAAAGUUUGUGAAGCAUAUGCUCAUAAUGAAUGCUAUGGUACUGAAGAAAUUUGGGUUCCAGAGAAUGAUGUUUGGGAAGAUUUACGUAGCAACGGUUUCUUGGAUAAUCUAGACGAGCCUGCUUACAAUUUUGUGAAAGCCAAAGCUGUAGAAGCUGUCGCAGAGCUGCUAGAGAAAAGGACUAAUGCUAAUGGGAACAAUGAGUUAAAGUGCCCUGAAUCGCUAAUGGAAAGUUACAAACCCGUGACUUGUCGCAUACAUCAAUGGCUCUUGCAGCACAUCUUCAUAAUCUCGUCCUCAUGUGCAAUGCUUGUGGGCUGCGCAAUAUUGCAUAGGAAAAUUCAGCGGAAGCGACAUUUUUCAAGUAGAGUUGAAGAACUAUACGACCAGGUCUGUGACUUUUUGGAAGAGAACGCAGUGACAUCAAAUUCUGCAAACAGUAGUAGUAACUGCGAGCCUUGGGUUAUCGCAUCACGGUUGCGUGAUCAUCUCCUUUUUCCUAGAGAAAGAAGAGAUCCUCUGUUAUGGAGUAAGGUUGAGGAGUUAGUACAAGAGGAUUCACGUAUAGAUAGAUAUCCGAAAAUUGUAAAGGGUGAACAAAAGGUUGUAUGGGAAUGGCAAGUUGAAGGUUCUCUUAGCUUAUCCAAGUUAAAGAAACGGCGAGAGACGCAGAAAAGAGUUAGACAAAUGAAUCACUCAAACACAAUCUUGCAAGAUAAUUACAACAGAAGAAUUGCAGAGACAAGCUCUUAGUACAUUUACAACAGAGCAAUAUAGAAGCUUGUUGGGGUUCUUCAGGUAAUGUUAUAAGAUCCAAGAACUUAGGGAAACAUUGUCGAUUUUGUUUUUGUUUUUGUUGGUUUUUGUUCAUGAUGAUGAUUGAAGUUGUAAUAGAUGAAGAAGAGUAGUGACUUAGAUUUUGUAGAAACAAUUACGUGAGGACCUUGUUUGGAUUAAGAAGAUGAUGUAAUUCGAAUUGUAUUUGCAUUCGGUCAAAGGAUUGGUACGGAUAAGGAGAUGGCAUGCGA
Messenger RNA from Eutrema salsugineum, 1456 nucleotides. RefSeq lists its product as uncharacterized. The transcript has 9 exons. Gene Ontology annotation, cellular component: nuclear inner membrane. Lineage: Eukaryota; Viridiplantae; Streptophyta; Magnoliopsida; Brassicales; Brassicaceae. The record is from RefSeq and is a predicted model, not a curated record. Bases 21 to 1181 code for a protein of 386 amino acids. Gene Ontology annotation, molecular function: chromatin binding.